AUGGGUCUUGUCAAUGAUAUGUACUAUCCUGGUGAUAUCGCUUGGGUGUUAGCCUCAACAUGUCUAGUUUUUCUUAUGAUACCAGGAAUUGGUUUCUUCUAUAGUGGCAUGGCGAGAAGUAAGCAUGCACUGUCACUAAUAAUGUUAGGAGUCUUAGCCAUUCCAAUAGUAUCGAUUCAGUGGUUCUUAUGGGGUUAUAGCCUCACAUUUAGUUCAACCGGGGGACAUUUUAUUGGUAACCUUGACAAUGCGUUUCUCAAAGGAGUUAGAGGAAAACCUUCACCCACCAGCAAUACCAUUCCGGAGCUCGUAUUUUCAAUUUUCCAACUGAUGUUUGCCGCAAUCACACCAGCGAUUGCUCUCGGUUCAGCAGCUGAACGCGUUCGUGUAAUACCAGCUCUUGUAUUUAUUUUUGUAUGGUCUACUCUCGUCUAUGAUGUAAUUGCCUGUUGGUGCUGGUCAAAGAAUGGAUGGUCUCAAGACUUGGGUGGUCUAGAUUUUGCAGGAGGAACGCCCGUCCAUAUUUCAUCCGGCUCUGCGGCAUUAGCAUUUUCUAUAGCCUUGGGAUCUGCUGAGGCUGCCAGUUUACGUGCUGUGAUGGCCUGUACUGUUACAAAUUUGGCUGCUUCUGUCGGUGGACUUGUCUGGAUGUUGAUGGAUUAUCGGCUAGAGCGCAAAUUUUCAGCUCUUGGAUUUUGUUCCGGAGUGGUGGCCGGAUUAGUUACAAUUACACCGGCAUCUGGUUUUGUGAGUCCUCCUUCUUCUAUAGCAUUCGGUUUUUGCGGAGGUGUAUUUUGCAAUCUUGCUGUUAAACUAAAGCACCGAUUUGACUUUGACGAUGCAUUGGAUGUCUUUGCUGUUCAUGGGGUUGGCGGUUUAGUAGGAAAUAUCUUGACCGGAAUUUUUGCGGAUAGUGAUAUCGCAAGUCUUGAUUCCACACCAAUUCCUGGUGGUGCUAUAAACGGACAUCCUAUCCAAAUACUCAAGCAAUUAGCCGCUUCCGGCGCAGGGAUGAUAUACUCUUUCACUAUAACUUACGCUAUUCUCUUUAUAAUGAACCGAAUCCCUGGACUCUCUUUACGUUUGGAUCCAGAUGAUGAGGAAAUCGGUACUGAUGAGGCUGAAAUUGGAGAAUCAGCUUAUUACUUUGUAGAAAGAUUGACAAAUAACUUCCCUAUAACUUCAGUUCAACCAAAAACUUUAGUGGUACAAACUAGUCAACAAAUAAUUCAAUCGUCACACGAUCAAAGUAGUCACAUGUCGUAA
Molecule: messenger RNA, 1266 nt
Organism: Acaulospora morrowiae
Lineage: Eukaryota; Fungi; Glomeromycota; Glomeromycetes; Diversisporales; Acaulosporaceae
Source: the annotation of a GenBank genome assembly